Messenger RNA from Cyprinus carpio (common carp), 2919 nucleotides. Its product is annotated as homeobox protein engrailed-2a-like. The record is from RefSeq and is a predicted model, not a curated record. Gene Ontology annotation, biological process: neuron differentiation; regulation of transcription by RNA polymerase II; multicellular organism development. Lineage: Eukaryota; Metazoa; Chordata; Actinopteri; Cypriniformes; Cyprinidae. Gene Ontology annotation, cellular component: nucleus. Gene Ontology annotation, molecular function: DNA-binding transcription factor activity, RNA polymerase II-specific; RNA polymerase II cis-regulatory region sequence-specific DNA binding.
GAGUGAAAGUAUUUCAGGAGCAGUUAGGAGCCCCACUUCUCUGUCCUCAGAGUAGCCACUGACGUCCCGAUAGUUGCAUUACGCAGAAAACAAAUAUCACCACACUGGCAAGUUACGGUUCAUCAACCUUAAGCAGAGCACAUUCCGUGAUUGGAAGGCGUAACUAUGUUUUUCCUUUGUGACCACGGUGCGCAAAGGCUUUUUCUUGACGCUAAAGCUCACUGACAAAUUUUCUUGCUCAGUUUUGAAAUUUUCCUGAAGUGAACAAAGUGGACGGAGUCGCCCGUGGAGUGGGGUGCGACUGCCUGAGUGCCGGAGAGCGAUAAAGGGUUAAGGAAAGUGGAAAGUGUGUCUCAGCAUGGAUGAGAAUGAGCAGAGCGCAAGAGACGCGGAGCAGCGAGGAGCGGAGGACGAGUCCAACAGUGCCAUACGACCUCUUCUGCAAGCUCCAGGGAACCUGCAGCUCCCGCACCGCAUCACAAACUUCUUCAUCGACAACAUCCUGCGACCGGACUUUGGCCGUAAGAAAGAAGCUAACAGCACGCGCGAUGAGGGCAGUCUCGGCGCGCGAGAGAAUCACAACCCUACGGGUCCUAGCACGGGACAGGUGGGAAGUACUGUACCAGCAGAGGGGACUUCCACAACACACGCGAGCAGCGGAGGAAAGAAGGCAGAGAUAGAGAGCGAAGAGCCCCUGAAGACCCGCGGGGAGAAUGUGGAUCAGUGCCUGGGUUCAGAAUCGGAUAGUUCACAGAAUAAUACAAAUGGACAACUUAACCAGCCUAUGUUGUGGCCCGCUUGGGUUUACUGCACACGAUACUCGGACAGACCGUCGUCAGGUAGUCCUAGAUCUCGUAAACCAAAGAAGAAAAACGCAAGCAAAGAGGACAAACGACCACGCACGGCCUUCACGGCGGAGCAGCUUCAGAGACUCAAGGCCGAGUUCCAGACCAACCGCUACCUGACCGAGCAGCGACGGCAGAGUCUGGCGCAGGAGCUGGGACUCAACGAGUCUCAGAUCAAAAUAUGGUUCCAGAAUAAGAGGGCCAAAAUCAAAAAAGCCACCGGCACCAAGAACUCUCUGGCAUUGCACCUGAUGGCGCAGGGACUGUACAACCACAGCACCACGUCAAAGGAAGACAAAUCAGACAGUGACUGAGAUAGAGAAAGUGGGGAGGGGUGCAAGGCUAUAUUUACAAUGCAAUAAUUGAAAAGAAUAAAGGGCCAGUUAAUAAAUAUACCAGCAUUACUGACGUUAAAUAGAGGCUUUAUCGAAUUACGUCAAAAAUACAUUUAUUGAAUACAAUUCUCUUAUGAAAUAAUGGUCAAAUUAUUUCAAAUUAUUUCAAAAUAGGCUAUAGGUGCCGUUUUUUUGCACUUGGGCAGAGUGGCUCUCUUAAGAAACAAUUGUUUUUAUCGUUCUUCUUUGUCGUGCUGUCACUAGAACCGAGCGUUUUCCACGAUUAACACAACGGGAGUUUAUACACAUUUAUAAGUUGUUAAAAAAAAAAAGUGAAAACCUUGCUUAAGUCCAAAGAGUCUUUUCUGCUGCAUCCAGGCAACUGUGAGUACUAUGAAAUGCUUUUGUUAUUUACAAGUUUAUCGUAUUUGAUUUGAUGUUUGAUACAAAAUGGACGCAGCAAUCGUCGGAUCUCAGCAGGAUUUAAAAAAAGAAAAAAAAAAGACACUGUUCUUUUUAUUGUAAAUAAUUUCACAGUCUUAGCCUGGUUCAUUUUAAUGAGUGAAUUGGAGAAGAAAAAUAAAUAAAUAAAUAAAACGCGCAAGACCGUCGUUAACAAUAGGCUAGUGCAUUGCAUUGUAGUUUAUCUGGUUGAACUAUCAUGUGAAAUAGCCUAACAUAAACGAAAUAACAUUGGACUAACCUUCAUAGCCUGGGCAAAACAUUUCAACUAGGUGCGCUAAAUAAAGAAACAAAUGUACCGCAGCGUCUUAAAUCGCAUACAUAGUUUUUAUAAAAGAGCAAUAUAAUCAUCUUUUGUAGCAAAGUAUGUUUUAAUCAUUAUAAUGCUGCCUAUAAACGUGUAGCACUGACAAUGAUAUCGCUUAUGCGCACUCUUGACAAAAGCCAGGGUUAGCGCCACAACACAUCACAGAAAUAUAAACAAAUAUAUAAAUAUAUAUAUAGAUAUAAACACACAACUAUGGAAUAAAAAACAAAUAAGCAAACCAGCUGUUUACUGUAUGACAGAUGUUAAAAUACUGUUUUAAUGUUGACUUCAUAUUUGUUAUGUAUUUAUAUAGAUUAUAUUAAGGAGAAGAAAGAAAAAAAAAAACUUUAUCCAAUGACCGGUGUUGCUUUUUAUGUGAGAGUAGAUUUCUAAGGUGUUUAAAUUGCUUAUUUAUACUGCAAUAACUUCUUUAUGUGAAUGAAGCGGUAUUGGGGCCUUUGCAUGAAAGCUGCAAAUUGUCAUAUUAUGGCAUAUUCACGCGUGUUCAGAACAGUUAAAAAGGUAUGAUCGAGAUUUAAGUUGCAGACUGUAUCCAUAUACCAAAUUGUGGAGUUUUCACUUUUUGAAUCUUUUUGUUUUUAUACCUGAAAAGAGUGUGUGACUAUUUAGCCACCAAACUUAACACACUUUGCCUUACAAGUUCAAGUGCAAACUUAAUAACACAGAACUGUGCCGAAUCAGAGAAACAUUAGUUCAGUCGCAUACGAGCAUAUCUAUGAAUAUGGCCUUCUAUCUGAUAUACGACCUUAUGAAUUUACUCAUCAGCGAAGAUCUAUCUAUAAAAGCUAUGCUGAAAGCUGAAAAAAAAGAGAUAAUACAAUGCUAUUUUUAUUUUGUGUUUACAGGUAAUGUUUGUUAUGUGUAAAUCAUUUGUAUUACGUAUUAAUUGUGUAAUUAACUGCUUCCUGAAAUCUUGAUAAGAUUUAAAUAAACAAGAAGAAUAAUAGUU